UUCGUCCGUGAUGAUGAGUCGAGUCCGAGUCUGAACAACUAGCAGCAUAGAUACUGCAAUCACUGAAAAUUGAGACUACUUUCGUGACUAAAAAUCCGAGCAGGAUAUGCCAUUCUUGAUUUUUCUCCGCCAUGAGAAGAGUCACGCUGUUUGUUAACGGAACGUCCACGAAUGGAAAGGUGGUGGCUGUGUAUGGUUCUAUGGAGGAUUUAUUGAGUGUGGCCAGUUCAAAACUGGGGAUAAGAGCCUCUAGUGUUUAUAACGGGAACGGCGGCCUCAUCGACGACAUAUCGCUAAUCAGAGAUGAUGACGUGCUGUACAUAUCAGAUGUUCAGGAGGACAUCAGAAACCCUGAGAGGUGUCAGACUCACACUGAUUGGCUGACGUUAAACGUCGGUGGACGCUGCUUCACCACAACAAGGAGCACGCUGGUCAGUAAAGAGCCUGAGAGCAUGCUGGCCCACAUGUUCAGAGGGAAAGAUGUGUGGGGGAACAAGCGUGACUCACAAGGGGCGUACUUGAUUGAUCGCAGUCCAGACUACUUUGAACCCAUCCUGAAUUACCUCAGACAUGGACAGCUCAUCAUCAAUGAAGGCAUCAACCCUUUGGGUGUGCUGGAAGAAGCUCGUUUUUUCGGUAUAGAACAGCUGGCCGAACAGUUGGAGACGCUCAUAAAGGCCUCCCAGCCCGCUGAUGAUCAUUCCCCUCUGACCCGCAAGGAGUUCACCAGGUUCCUGUUGGCAACAACCACAAAGGCAGAGCUCCGGUGUCAGGGUCUGAACUUCACCGGUGCAGAUCUGUCUCGUCUGGAUCUUCGCUACAUCAACUUUAAGAUGGCCAACCUGAGAGGAGCCAACCUGACCCAUGCUAAUCUGAGCGGAGCCAACCUGGAGAGGGCUGACCUGUCCAUGGCGUGUCUGGAUGCGGCGAACCUGCAGGGUGUCAUGAUGCUGUGCACCAACGCUGAGGGGGCGUCACUGAGAGGCUGUAAUUUCGAGGAUCCUGCAGGAAUCAAAGCGAAUCUGGAGGGAGCCAACCUGAAGGGUGUGGACAUGGAGGGAAGUCAGAUGACGGGAAUCAACCUGAGGGUCGCCACGCUGAAAAACGCUAAACUGAAGAACUGCAAUCUGAGGGGAGCCACGCUGGCCGGGACAGACCUGGAGAACUGUGACCUGUCAGGAUGUGAUCUUCAGGAAGCCAACCUGAGAGGCUCCAACGUGAAGGGAGCCAUCUUUGAGGAGAUGCUGACUCCUCUGCACAUGUCUCAGAGUGUGCGGUGAAAACCACAAUGAAUGAUGCCAAACCUUUUUUUUGGGGGGGGGGGGUGUUGAAUAUAAUUUUGUUUUAUAAGAUAAUUGUUUGUGAUAUUCAUAAAUAUUUCUGAGGUGUCUUCAAGAACUUCACAUACAUGUUAAUGACAAAUGAGCUCCUGUUCAACAGCAGGUCCAAUUCCUGCAGCACUGAAUGUUUCUUCAUUUUAGGAUAAAAGGUGAGCAAGAUAGCUACUGUAGAGUAAUGACUGAAACAGUUAAAGAAAUGAAAAGACAAGCCCUGAAGCUGCCUUCACACAUCCAGGGCGAGGUGGGACUCUAGUGUUCCUGCGGAUGAACCUCAUCAUCAGGUGUAAGAUUGGAGAUAUUUCUGUAGGAAGAAGUGAAACAGAACAAAGAGAAAAUAAAAACUUUGAGAAGCAGGAUAAAUUAGAAUCGGUUCACCUGUAUACUGAUCCUAGAUCUGUUUUUGAUCAGCUUUUAUUAUAAGAAGUUGGCGACAUGUAAAACCAAGGAAAUCUAUCCGUCUCUCAUACAACAAGCUUUACCCCCAUCUACAGGUCUUCACAUGUCCACAGACUCAGCCCCAAACCCAUAAACACCACAGUUUACAACCCAGAACUGAAGCUGAACUUUCCGGCUGUUAGCUGGAGAUUUGUAACUCCACAGUACCGAGACUGUUCAGAAUGUUUAUGUGUUAAUCUGAAUGUUGAGUCAUACCUCAAGAAAAACAGUAAAAAAAAAAUAUUCUUUUAUUUUUAAUGCACAGCCACCAGGGUCUUGCUUAGGGUGCCCACAGUGGUUCACUUCUGUUGACACUCCGGAGACUCGAACCUGUGUCUCUGGACCCCUGUAAGCAGUAGGCUACCACUCCCCCCUAAACAUGCAGUUUCUCUUGUUUGUUGCACAGUAACUCGCUUAGAUGCUCCUGACCAUCCAGCUGGGUCUCAUCACCCCGGAAGACCUUCAUCAUAUUACCUCAUAAACUAUUAAAAGGAUGAAUCCCAUUUAUUUCAGUCUGGUAGUUCUUACAAACAAAUGCAGAAAAUCCUCACUUUUCAA
Melanotaenia boesemani (Boeseman's rainbowfish) is the source of this 2333-nucleotide messenger RNA. RefSeq names its product BTB/POZ domain-containing protein KCTD9-like. The transcript is spliced from 12 exons. The record is from RefSeq and is a predicted model, not a curated record. Gene Ontology annotation, biological process: protein homooligomerization. NCBI's taxonomy places the organism in Eukaryota, Metazoa, Chordata, Actinopteri, Atheriniformes, Melanotaeniidae. The coding region runs from base 132 to 1280 and encodes 382 amino acids. Gene Ontology annotation, molecular function: protein binding.